AUGUCAGCAGAGCCCGCUGAUUAUCCGCACAACAUUGGGGUCUCUGAGCGAGUUUUUCAAGAGUACAUAGAUUGCACAAAAAAGAACGACGCUCUAAAGUUUAUAACGAUCACCAAUCAGGCGAAUUUACCUCUGUCCAAGUACAAAAAGCACUCCUUAGAUGAAUACAUGGCCAUGGAAGAGACACAAUUAACAAUCUCGUACUUCUGCCAUAGAAGCUUAGUCGAGGGCGCGCAGAUCACUGUUGACGAAAUCAACCUGGAAGGGGAGGCGUCAUCAUACCUUUGCUUCCGGAACAGUCGAACAAGCAUGGAGAUAUAUUUUCCCAUUAUAUCAACUAGUACUCUUACUGUGAUUUUAUUGCAGAAGCUCACUGUCUAUGGAUUGGGGUCGCAGCUCGAGCAAGCGAUUAAGCAACAUGUUAAUGAUAGAAUUAUCAGCAAACUAUACAGUUACUUUUGCAUGGGGCAAAACGAUUCUCUAAACGCUCCCAAGAAAUAUGGGUCUAUCUGCAACUUCUUUUUCAAUAUCGUUAGGCAGUGUUUGCGAAUAAAUCCUGUUGGUCCGUGUCUAUACUGUGGAUCUCCAAUCUAUGGACUCCCUGGUCGCGUUUCAGCUGCAACCGGAGACAUUCAUUCGGAUAUUGCAAUUGCCGUCAACCUGAACUUUCCCUUAGAACUGUUCGGCUCGGACACGUUGGAGAAGUAUUACCCAUCGCUUGAGAGCUCGUUGCCGAGUCGCCUGUACGCAUUCACGGAGAUAGGAGACUCUGGGGCAUACACCCUCCCAUUCUAUACUCAUCCCACCUUGGUUUUGUGCGAUAACUUUGUGGAUUUGAUGAAUGUGGUUUACGCUGAACAAGGAGAUUUUGUUCCUGUCGUGAAGUCCAAGUAUAACACUUUCACGGACGAUGAUGCUGCCAUGGACCUUGUAACCUAUGAAUUAACUAAGACCAAAUCCGGGCUUUCCGUGGAAUUAAAGGGAGAACAGACCAAUAUUCCCCGUCCUAGUCACAGCACUUCGCUGUUUUACCCUUACCACAAUGCAUGUGCUGACACCAUCAGAGCCGUCCACGAUAGGAUUAAUAAGGAUGCAGUUUUGGGAGAAAACACAGAGGAGCUGAAAGAGCGGGUGAACUCAAUGAAUACUUAUUAUACCAAAGUUAUCAGGGAGGUACGAGAUAAGCUUAAGGUGUUUGCAGCGCAAAAUCGCACUGGAGCAUAG
Giardia duodenalis is the source of this 1224-nucleotide messenger RNA. RefSeq lists its product as uncharacterized. The coding region runs from base 1 to 1224 and encodes 407 amino acids. The transcript has a single exon. NCBI's taxonomy places the organism in Eukaryota, Fornicata, Diplomonadida, Hexamitidae. The record is from RefSeq and is a predicted model, not a curated record.